Molecule: messenger RNA, 4567 nt
Organism: Polistes canadensis
Lineage: Eukaryota; Metazoa; Arthropoda; Insecta; Hymenoptera; Vespidae
Product: DAZ-associated protein 2-like
Exons: 5
Coding region: 135-668 (177 amino acids)
Source: RefSeq, a predicted model, not a curated record
CGCUCAAUAAAGGGCGCUAGUGUCUGUCAAGUGUCACAGCCGUUCCCUGUCUCCUCAGUAUUGUGACUUAAAUCGGUGAUUUAAUUAGGAAUAACCGUAUUUUUUUCUAGAAUUUGUGCAAACUUUAAGCAAUAAUGACCGACAAGAAAGCAUAUCCCGUGGCACCACAUCCUCCAACAGGUUUUGUUCCGGCCCCAGCUCAACCUGCUACUUAUGGUGUUGCAGGUGCAGCACCAUAUGGAGUGUUUCCAAAUCAACCUCAAUUAUAUGCAGCACAAGGACCACCGCAGCCAACAUAUGAUCAGACUCUCACACAUCCUAUGAUGUAUCAACCAAUGUAUGGCCAAGGUUAUCCUGGUGGAUAUUUGGCAGGUUAUCCUACUGCGUAUGGUCCAUUGCAAUACUAUCCACCAUUAGCUGCAGCUGCAGCAUAUUAUCCAGCAGCUGCAAUGCAACCGGCACCAGUUAGGCCCACGAUCAUGGUACCCAAUGGAUUCGAUGGCACUCGAUUCGAUGGUAUCUCACAGCCUGUUUUACCACCACCACCACCAGGCGUUGCUGCGAAUGCUGCACAAUUAGCUGCAAUGGCUGGUCAUAGUGUGGCCUUGUCGCAAAAGAAAGGCUCGUUCCUAGGAGGAGGAACGGAGGGCGGUUACACCUUUUGGUAAACCUCUAUAACUUUUGUGAAACACUAAGUCUAUCGAAGACAUAAUUGUCAAGAUGAUCCAUGUAGGCAAAUCUGAUUUGUGUUAGAGCUCUAAACUAUUUUCUCAUUGGGAGCAGCUAUGAACUUAGUAUACUAAUUACACGGACCGAUUGUAUGCAAUAAUUUAACGCGAAUAGAGAAAUACUUUAAUGAGAAGCAAAUAACAUCAUUAAUUAAUAAUAUACAAAUAGCGUGUUGUGAUUGUGAUCUCAGAGUAAUCGUCAACGAUCGAUCCGUGUACUGUAUAUAUAAAAAUUACAGUAAAAUUAAUUAAAUACUAUAUAAAAGGAAGACUCGUGCGAAAUUCAACACAGAUAAGGCAAAUCAUUGAGAUUUUUAAUGAAUAUUAAAAAUCGACGAAAAUCAAGCUGAUAUUUUACGAAAUAUUUCUAUAUAAUUACUUUUAUUUGCUAUUAAAAAAACUACCUAAACUUAUAAUUAAUAUUAAAUAAAAAUUAAACGAUGCGUCGUUGAAAAGUUCGACAUGAAGCGAUCGAGCAAAAGAUUACCGUUUUACUUUGAAAUCUUUUAUCUUAUAAAGAAUAUUUAAAUAAAGACGCACAUGUUAACUAUGUGAAAUACUCUUAAAAAUUUACAAAUAAUAUAUGAAAUAUCUCUUAAUCUUAAUUUUCUCGAUCGCAUCGAAUUAUAUAAUACAUUUGCACUGGCGCACGAGAUAUUCCAAAUGUUUAUUUCUAUUUUUCCUUUUUUAUUUUUUAUUUAAAUAAGAAAGUGAAUCGCGUAAAGAAAAUAAGAGAAAGAGAGAGUAGGGAACACGGUGUUCUUCUUUUUAGAGUUAUUGAAUGAAUACGUGCACACAGCGGAUGCGAAUUGUCUCAUUCGCCUACAGGGAUCGAUAUUCAAAGUGUGUUCGAAGCCUUUUUUAAACGCGACUUGGUUUCCUGCAAGAAUUACAGGAGAGCAAAACGGGGGCUACUCGUAUGAUUUCCGUUAUUUUUCACGACCGGUUUUGCGAUCAUUCUUACUGGAGUUCUAUCCACGAACGUCAGUGAGAUCUCAAUCAUUUUUGCAAAGUAAACUUGUCGAUACUUUGCGAAAAAUUGUUGAGUGGCCCUGAUGUGUUUAGAGGAAAAUACCUAAGUGAUAUAUAAGAGCGUAAAUAAACGGAAUGCGUGAGAAUCGUUCGUGAUUGUAACAUCGGUGUACUAUUAUGAUACUGAAAGUCUUUUUUUUCAUAUACUUUACUUUUGUUUAUCCUCCUUUCGUUUUUUUACGAAGUACUAUUCUUAUUCUUUUCGAUUCUUCAUCAUUAUGUCGCGUAAAUAAUGUAAUCGAUUUUUGGAAUGUAUUACGACGAACGUGUAAGCCCGAGGCUCGAGUGCCAAAAAAGAAAACAGACGAUAAUUAAGCGAUCGUAGAUUCUCGCGUAUUCGACUACAUAGAUACUUACUACUCUACGUAAAAUUACGCACUCUAUUCUUUAAAAAUCAGUAGGAAGUCCUUUCCCUCUAGUUUUUUUUUUUUUUUUUUUUUUUUCAUAUUUCUUUAUUAUUAUUUUUUUCUUUUUAAACUUAUUAUUUAAAUGAAAAACGAAAGUUUUGUCCGCGGCGCUCGGAUUUAUUCGUACUGGCCAAAAAGCUUUUGUUGAAAGAGUUACCAUGAAAAAAAAAAAUAAUAUAUAUACGAGGAGAUAAUUCAGAUCAUUCUCUACACUUGAAAACAUUUGUCUUCAAUCAGAACAAAGAGAGUAGUAAUAAAAAAAAGUAUAAUAAGAAAUAAGGAAGGAUAAAUAUGUAAUUUACUGUCGACAAUCUUACUGUCUAUUUCUUUCUUUUUCUAUAAAUAAUAUGUACACACAGGAGACGCAAACACACACACAUACACACAUAAUAAAUAGCAUGGCAACUGUUUUUGACGAAAGCUCGCGAAGUUGUAACAGAUUAGUUGUCUCAGCAUUUCAAAGUACAAAUCGAACGCGCGUGGAUGCAGACGAAAAAAAUACCCAACGACGUGGUCAAGCCUCUCGAAGUCAGCCAUAUUAGGCGAGUGUCGCAAUUUAUUAUGUCGGUAGCGAUGCAGUAAAUUCGUACUGUCGAAAGAAUGUUAUAAAUUAAUGACGCUAGAUAUUCGAAAAAAUAAAAGAAAGAACGAGAAAAGAAGAAAUUCGAGUGCAAAAAAAAACAAAAACAAGAAAAAUAAUUUUUUUUAAAUCUUUGAUGAUACGUUUCUUUUUUUUGUGAAAAUGACAAAAAAAAAAAAGAUAGACGAAAGAGAUUUUCAGGAGAUUGUAGAAGACAAUGGCAGUCACGCAGGACUACGAAAUGACUGCUUAGCUCCGCGAUAAUAGCGUAUAGUAAACGGUGUGGGCUUGCUGAAAGGACUCCGCGUGUUCCAUCUGCAGGCACACAAUUAAACACGAUAUUAAUUAACCAAUGAAGAUCGAAGGAGCUAAUUUACAAUCGGUCGGUGAUAGCUUAGGAUAGGACCAAAAGAUACAGUUCUAUUUAGACAUUUUUGAAAUCGGUAUUCCGACAAACUUGACCAGUACUCUCAUUACGUUUCACAGUGGACUUUUACGAAAAUAAUAAACAUUGAUGAAAGGGAUCUAAACGUCGUGGAUUGUUUUCGUAUCGCAAAUUUAAAAAAAAAAAGGACAAAAACUAACAACAAAAACAAGAAAAGAAAACACUUAUAAUGAAUUGUUCGAUCUUAACAGUGUGAACAUUUUCCUCCCGCGCUUAAAUAUAAAUCUCUUAUAAUAAUCACAUUAGAGAGAAAAAAGAAUAUUUACAAACGAAGACUUUAAAGUUAAUCUUCUUAAAUUUUGAAUCCCUAAACAGACCCGCGAUAAAGAAAAACUAUCUACGAUCGUUAAAUCAGCACACAUGUAUCUUUAUGUUUUCGUUACUGCACAUAUUGACGUUCAAUGUGAUAUAUGAAAUAACCAUAAAUUCAUUUUAUCUUCGCAGAAUUUAUGAUCAGACGAUUUUUUGUUCGAAUUGUAAUAAAAACGAAGAACAAAAACAAUUUAGAUUUUCUUUCUGUACGAUCGAGAUCGGUAUUUAAUGUACCAUUGCUAAAAAGAGUACAUACUUAUUCGUGGCUGGCUAAAUUUAUUCAAACAAAACUAUAAAAGAAAGUUUGAAUUUCUUUUAUAUCUUUCUAUUAUUUUCUUCUUUAAUAGACGUACCUAGGGGAAAUUAAAAAAUAAAAAAAAAAAAUAAAGAAAAAAAUAAAGAAAUAAAUAAAAAAAAUAAAUAAAAAAGAAAAAAAAGAGAACAGAUAAACUCUGAGAUGUGACUAGCGUUUAACGAAGAGAAAAUGCAUAAUUUCAAUGAGACACUGAAAAGAAAAAUCUAGUCCGAAGAGUCUGAUUGAUUAGGGAUCUGACUGAGAAAUGAAAUUUUAUUCAGUAGAUCUUUAUCUCAAUCGGUACAAUAAUAGGGUGCGAAAUAAAUAACGCAACAUUCACUUAUAAUACUUUAUAUUUUCAGUAAUUAAAAAUUUGAUAGUUUCCAAAACUCAUUCCAUUCCACUACGCGAUAUUAAAAUAUGUUUAAAAUGUAGACGUACACGCACUCAAAUCGCGUGCACGCACACCAACAUAACACAAUAAUUGCAUUUGGUAUAACUAAAAUAAAUAAAUAAAAAUGAAUAUACGUACGUGUACGAUAGAGAAUAUUCACGUCACUAUCGUUAGAAAUAUGUGCGACAAGAUACUCUCGACGAACAUUUGUGUGUUGCAUAUCAGCGAAGAGUGCACGUCUUCGUUCCUAAUCAACAUUGCGCAAUAAUGAUGCACUAUGCCUCUCACAGCCUUUCUCAGGUUGAAGUAAAAAAAGAACCGAACAGCUUAAUUUAAUGUACGAGUAUAUUAUCGAAUAGAUAUUAAACAUGCAA